UAUAACUCCAAUCACAAUAUACACAAAACUUAUUAUUAAAAAUUCCAAUCUUUAGGAUUAAUUCGAGAUUCUAUACUCGGUAGUGGUCAUCGUUGUCAGUCGAAUUAAAAAUAGUAUAGUUUUCUCUAAAUUGUUCUACUAAAACUAAAUAAAUAAAGUUUAUCUUUACGUAUCAUUAGUAGUAGUUAUCGUAUGGACCAAAAGAGAAGAAUGCUUGUUACCUACUCUCUCUCUCUCUAAAGGACAGAGAAACAUAAAGUCUCUGCUUAAGGUUUCUUUAGUUCUGUUCUUGUUUAUUUGGAAAAAUGCAUAAGCACAAAUGCAAGCUCUGUUCCAAGAGUUUCUGUAAUGGCAGAGCACUUGGAGGUCACAUGAAGUCCCACUUGGUCUCAUCACACACGCUGACUCGGAAGAAACUCAGCGACUCGGUCUAUUCGUCUUCGUCUUCUUCAGAAGGUAAAACUCUGGUCUACGGGUUGCGAGAGAACCCGAGGAAAAGUUUCCGGGUCUUCAGUCAAGAUCCUGAGUCAUCCAUCGUUUACAACAGCGACACCGAGACCGAACCUGAAUCCGUAGACCCGGUUCGGAAACGGAGCAGGACAGCGGUUUCCAAGAACAAGAAGAAGAAGAAAAGGAGUAAGAAGAUGACGAGAUAUAUUAGCUCGCCCGAACCGGCGAGUUCUGUCUCCGAUGGUUCUCAGGAACAUGACUUAGCCAUGUGUUUGAUGAUGCUCUCGAGAGAUUCAAGAAAGAUUGAACUUGUCAAGAAACCAGUUCUUGAAGCGGAAGAAACGAAGCCGGAAAAGAGACAAUUCCCGGAGCUCCGCCGCUGCGUGAUAGAUCUGAAUCUUCCUCCGCCGCAAGAAAACGAUGUUGUCACCGUAGUUUCGGCCAUAUAAAACAGCUGAGGUUUCCAAAGAUUAUUGGAUACAGUAAAAAGAUCAAAGCAUCAUGCUGAUUUGUGGUUUCUUCAGGAUCAUUGUUCUUAAAACUAUAAAACCAUUUAUUGGUUUGGAAUCUUCGGAUAUCUCUAUCAAACAAUGUAAGACAAGAGAUAAAACAAGCAACAAGUACUACUUCAAGAUUUGUUCUUCAGUUUUCAGGGUCAUCGAUGAUGAUAAUAAUAUAUUGUUUGAUCUUUGUUAUGUCUUUAUGAUAUUUAGAAUUCUUGAGUUGAUUCUUUUGCAUGAUCUUUGGAUCUUGGACAUUUGAUUUACUAACGUGUUUUAAAAAAAACUUUAAUUUCAACUGUUUUUUUUUUGUUUACACAAGUGU
This is a messenger RNA of Brassica napus (rape), 1275 nucleotides long. Its product is annotated as zinc finger protein ZAT9. The record is from RefSeq and is a predicted model, not a curated record. Lineage: Eukaryota; Viridiplantae; Streptophyta; Magnoliopsida; Brassicales; Brassicaceae. Bases 306 to 899 code for a protein of 197 amino acids. The transcript has a single exon. Gene Ontology annotation, biological process: regulation of DNA-templated transcription.